AUGUCCUCAGCGUCAGCAUCAGGUUCGGGUCAGAGUUCGGGUCCUAAUGUCCCCCCGAAUGGGGGUGUAAAUGGCCGCAUACGACCAUCGGACUCGUGGUCGACCACUGAGGUGCGGUCACUGCAGCACUCUCAUGUGUGGACGAUUCGAGGGUUCUCGCAGUGCGAAUGCAGAUACUUAGAGACUUGUGUGAAGAUUAAGGAGAAUUCAUCAGCAGCGGUGAAUGUGGAUGGUGGUCAUUUGACGUUUAGAAUACGUCUGCAUCCGCAGGGAAAUAAGGAGUCGAAUAAGGACUUUAGUUUCUUUCAGGUUUGUUUAUUGUUUUGUUGUUUAUUUAUUUUUAAAUAUUAUUAUUUAUAUUUUGUUCAUUAUUAUUAUUAUUAA
Anisakis simplex (herring worm) is the source of this 384-nucleotide messenger RNA. The record is from the annotation of a GenBank genome assembly. NCBI's taxonomy places the organism in Eukaryota, Metazoa, Nematoda, Chromadorea, Rhabditida, Anisakidae.